This is a messenger RNA of Guyanagaster necrorhizus, 1214 nucleotides long. RefSeq names its product nucleotide-binding domain-containing protein. The record is from RefSeq and is a predicted model, not a curated record. Gene Ontology annotation, biological process: D-amino acid catabolic process. Gene Ontology annotation, cellular component: cytoplasm. The coding region runs from base 1 to 1101 and encodes 366 amino acids. The transcript is spliced from 7 exons. Lineage: Eukaryota; Fungi; Basidiomycota; Agaricomycetes; Agaricales; Physalacriaceae. Gene Ontology annotation, molecular function: D-amino-acid oxidase activity; FAD binding.
AUGGAGCAGCUCAAGAAUAUCGUUGUUAUCGGUGCCGGUGUAAUUGGUUUGACCACCGCGUUGAAUAUCCAAGAAAAGGGGGGAUAUGCGGUGACCAUUGUAGCUGAAAUCUUACCAUCAGAUCCCAAGACAAUCAAGUACACAAGUCUUUGGGCGGGGGCUCAUCAUGUCAGCCACGCAGAGAAUGACCCACGGCAGUUUAAGCUCGACUCGGAUACGUUCAAGGUUAUGUGGGAGCUCUCUGCUCCAGGAGGGGCAGCAGAAGCUUGCUUCUUGCGAAUACCACAGAUUGAGUACUAUGGCCAGAAGUCUGACCUAGAUUCUCAUCAUCUAUCGUGGAUGCCAGACUUCAAGACUUUGCCGGAAGACUCGCUGGUGCCUGACACUCUAAGCGGGGUGUCUUUUAACACGUUUACUAUCGACACACCAGUGUAUCUCAACUACCUGCUGUCACGUUUCCUUUCUAAAGGUGGUGCCAUUGUCCGCGGAGCUGUCCAGGAUAUUGUUCAGAUCGUGGAAGGCGGGGCGAGCAUCUUCACUGGAAACAAGAUGCCCACACCGCCUGAUGCUGUAAUCAUCUGCGCCGGUCUGGGGGCUCGGUUUCUGGUGGGAAUUGAAGACAAGGACUGCUACCCGAUCCGAGGGCAGAUCCUAUUGGUUAGGGCGCCAUGGAUCAGGUUUGGUAGGACAAUCAGCACGAAAGAAGGGCUUUGGACAUAUAUUAUACCGAGAAGAAGUGGUGAUGUCAUUGUAGGUGGUACGAAGAUCGAUAAUGAUUGGUACCCCAAUCCACGGCCUGAAACCUCUGAAGACGUUCUUGAGCGUGCGUUUGCAUUGUGCCCGGAGCUCGCACCUCCAGAGAUCCGCGCACAACGGGUACCCACAAUUGACGAUGUCCGGCCCAUCAUCAUUUCAGAGGGGUGCGGUCUAAGACCAGGAAGGAAGGGAGGCGUACGGCUUGACGUUCGAUGGACAGAGAACAAGGGAAAGAAAGUUCCUCUUGUCAACAAUUAUGGACACGGUGGCCAGGGAUUCCAAUCGUCGUGGGGUUCUGCGUUUGCUGCUACGGAGCUUCUAGAAAAUGCACUGAAGGAGAUCUAAGAUAUCAAAGUACAUUGAUUGUGUAAGUAUAAAGAGUCAGAAAACCUAUAAGGAAAAGAAUUCGAAAUCGGUUUGAACGGAUGAUGCCGCGGCCGGGACUUGGCUUUUUUUAG